This is a messenger RNA of Pezoporus occidentalis (night parrot), 3508 nucleotides long. RefSeq names its product COMM domain containing 5 (gene COMMD5). Gene Ontology annotation, cellular component: nucleus. Lineage: Eukaryota; Metazoa; Chordata; Aves; Psittaciformes; Psittacidae. The transcript has 8 exons. The coding region runs from base 1 to 876 and encodes 291 amino acids. The record is from RefSeq and is a predicted model, not a curated record.
AUGGCUGCAGCGCGGCCCGCCGAGGGCGGGGAGGGGCCGCGGAGGAGAUCGCCUCACGGUCGCACCUGCCGAUCCGCCAUCACCGGCCGGUCCCAGGAUGCGCCUCAGCUUUACGGACGGCUCCUUCCGGCGCGCGUCCUCCGCUCCGUGUGCCCUCCCCCAGCACGCCCCUGGCGCCAGCGGGACGGGGCGGCGAUGGCGGUGGCGGCGGCGGCGGGCAGGGCCGCGGCCCACGGGCACGGCGAGAGCGGUGGCGGCCGCGGCGGCAGCUUCCUGGGGCCGCGGGUGCCGGCCGAGGUAGAGGCUAUGGCUCGGGUCCUGGAGGACAUGGGCAAGGAGACCUUCCGGCGGCUCCUCAGAGUCACUGUUAAUGCGCUGGAAGGAAAAGACUGCAAGGAAUCUGUCAAGCUUAUUGCAGAAAGCACUAAUCUCUCAGAAGAGCAACUUGCUUUCCUCAUUUCUGGCAUGUAUACCCUCCUGCGAGAGGCGUUGAGACUCCCCUUAUCAACUUUCAAACAAGAAGUUUUUAAGGAAGACCUAAAGGAGCUCAGGAUACCAGAAGAUUUCAUUGUGGACUUUUCCAGUAUAGUCUUUGGAAACAGGCGUCCCACUUCCGAAGGCACAGCAAUCAUACAAGGAAGUAGGCUGCCAAGCGUCCAGGACUUCAGGUGGAGAGUGGAUGUAGCUAUAUCCACAAGUUCACUGGCCCGUGCACUUCAACCAUCCAUUCUAAUGAUGCUGAAGCUUUCAGAUGGGACAGCUCAUCGCUUUGAAGUGCCAGUUGCAAAGUUUCAAGAACUGAGAUACAACGUUGCCCUUAUACUGAAGGAAAUGAAUGACUUGGAGAAAAGGAGCAUACUGAAGAUCCAGGACUGAACACUUUGAAACUGGGAGUUUACAGAACAGAUAUGAAAACACCCUCAGUGUGUUUGGUGAAUGGCAAAGCAGGGAAGCGUCACCACUUUGCCUCUCUGAACUUUAAAGUGGCAUUUAUGGUCAUUUAUGGUGUUUAUGAUGUCUGCUGUAAAUAUGUUUUCAUUUCAAGCGUUAAAAGCACAAGGUCUUUUCGUAAGACUUAGGAAAAAAACAAACCCAAAUCUAUGAAAAAGCAUAAUGCUGUUUGCGAGAAUUAUUGCAUGAUUCAUCAAAACAUUUUUUAAAUAACUGUCUUAAUAGAUGUAGGAGUCAUUUAUUUCUGAUUGUGAUUCAUCAUUCUCAGUAUUUUUGAAAGCCUGCUACCGGAAGCCCCGUCAGUGUGCAUCAGAAGAAAGCUCUGCAGUACCUCAAAUAAAAAAUACAACAACAAAAAACAUGCACUCCUGUGCUCUCAUGUGACAAAUGUGGACUGGAGUUUUGCGUAAGUAAAAGUGCUUCUGGCUUCUCACUGACUGAGUUAUGGCUGCAGGUAUUUAAAGGCUAAUUUUGAAGAAAAUUGGAAGUCUGUGGAUCAAAAAAAAAUUGAGCUUCCAAAACUAAUUCCAUGGAAUUGCACAAGUGGAACGGUGCAAUAUAAGUCUUUAUCUGGUUGAUCAAAAUGGCCUAAAUAGCAGUAAUCUCAUAGAUUUCUAACUGGAAAGGCCUGCUUCUUGUUUUAUGUAUUUCCCAUAUGUUCAACGUGAACAGAAUCAUCUGAAUUACUGGGCAGAAACCUCUGGCGCUGCAAUAACAGCAAAUGGCAGGAGACAGUGAUCUUGUAGAUCACUAAAUACUCAUUAAUAGUGCAAAUCAGACCCUGGGAUGAAGAGGCUGCAUACAGCCUCUGGGAGGAAAGUCACGGGUGUGAGAAUACCAAGCCACCAGGCCAAGGAAACAGUUAAGCAUAGGCUGAAGUUCCCUGUGUUGGUCAGGCAGUUGGAUUGGAUGAUCAAUGUAGGUCCCUCCCAACUGAAGUAAAAAUUCUAUUUAUUUGCCCCAUGAGUAAAUCUUGGAAGAAGUCCCUUAACUUGAAGCACAUGUUUUAAUUCUCAUUUAAAUGCCAUGGGACCACAUGUAUGUCCCUAAGAUUUUUGCCAAGAAGGGCUGCAUUCCUCAGUCAUUGCCUGAACAAGUUUUCCCCAGCAGCAAAGAUACGGAGGCUGUGAGCAAUGGCCCAGUGACAGCGCAAGCCAUGGGCCCUAGAACUAUUAGAUUUAUCCAGCUGCUAAAAGCAGUUUAGAAAGCAUGUGCUACGACUGUUGUUGGCACUGGCUCAUUCUAGCUGCCUUUAGGAGUUUUACAUCAGUAGUACCACCCAUACUUCUCACUCUUGGUUUUUGUGACUGUAGAACUUGUCUUUAUCUCCCUUACUGCCCGCAGAAAACUACUGAAAUUAAAACCAUGGAUUAGGAGGCCUUUUUACACUCCCACAGCUGUUUCUGUACAAAAGGAUGAACUGGCUCUUGGAUUUUAAGAAUCACAACAGGUAUAAAAUGACUUCAUUGUAUUAGUGCAGACUGCUGUCAAAGAAGUUCUUUUUAAAAGUAUGACAACGACAGCUCAAUAGCUAUGGUCCAGAAAGCUUUUAAAACCUGUGCAAGAAUGUGUCCUGUAGUUUCAAAUAAACCUAUCAGCCUUUAUUUCAAACUGUUCCAUUUGCUUUGUAGGCUACUCAUCAAUAAGCCUGAGGCUUGAUCCAUACUGCAUCUUAACUACUGUGUUCAGGUUACACCAAAGCAUGUAAAGAAGAAUUAGCUCCUGCAACUUCAAGUGGGCUGUAGGUUGCAUUAAUGUGAUGUUUUCUUUUUUGGUUUAGUUUGUGAAGCUUGUAUAUCUUAUUUCUGGAAUUCCAUUAUCACAAGAUGUGAUACAAAACAUACAUUCUUGCAUUCCUUGUUACAACCUUUUCCCUCUGAAUGUUCAGGUUUAUUGGUUUCAAACUAGAAAGGAAUCUCAGCUGAGACCACAAGUGAAGCCUUUACAGACAAAUGGAACCCUGCAUGGUAUAAAAUGACCUACUGCUCUAGACAUUUGCAGAGUAUUUUUUUACUGUUCAGAAGGAUCCAUAAAUGCUAUCUAAACAGAACAUAUUCCUUCCAUUGUUCUCCUGUAACAGCCAUUGCCCACGUUCUCCGGAAGUGGAAAGGCUUCCUUACUGUUUUCCUCAUGUUCUCCACACAGGGUGAUGGACCUCUUUUAGGCUCAAUUUUUUUCUUGCCACACAUUAAGCAGGAGUUUACUGUAACGGGAGGUUUACAAUGCACCUGAAGGGGUGCAUAAACACUUGGGAUUUUCAUUCCUCUGUACUUAAGAGUUAAUUUGGGCUUUCCUUCUGACAGAGUAGCUUUCCAGUAAAACAGCAGUUGCCACCAAAAUGGCUAAUGGUAGUGGCUAGUGGACAGUUCCUUAGUUUUGAUAAAAUAUGAGUCUUGAAAGUAUUUUCUCUUAAUUUCACAGUGAAUUAUGUGUGAAAUAUUUGUUCAACACUGAAAGAUCUUACUUCACAAUUAAAAUACUCCAGCAUUUGAAUUCCACUGCAUUUCUGACUGCAGCCCUUUCAUUUCAAUAGAGAUCAAAAAUAACCUUCUCAGAA